Molecule: messenger RNA, 1849 nt
Organism: Beta vulgaris subsp. vulgaris (sugar beet)
Lineage: Eukaryota; Viridiplantae; Streptophyta; Magnoliopsida; Caryophyllales; Amaranthaceae
Exons: 6
Coding region: 147-1733 (528 amino acids)
Source: RefSeq, a predicted model, not a curated record
UCAUCCAAUCCACACUUCAGAUUCUCCCUCCCCCCAAUUUUUCUUUUUCUUUCCUCAUUUUCUCUCUCUCUCUCUUCCUCUCUUACAGGAGAGUACACAGUACACACCACACACAUACAAACAGAAACAUCUCCACGACUCUAAUAAUGGAGUACGAAAGGAUUCACAAACCUCAGACUGGAAUUAUAUCUCCUAGUAAGUUGAGAGCAAAGCUAAUGGGAGUAACCCAGAAGAUAAAAGAAGGGUCAAAAUCAAAUAAUAAUUCGUCAAGAACAUCUCCUUCAAGAAUUGAAGACUCUGAGUUUGUUAAUAACAGCUUACUUGCCUCUAAUAACGGUGAUUUUUAUGAGUCUGCGGUAAGCCUAGAGCCUCCACAAAAACUGUACAGCGAAACAGUAUCAAGUUCCUUAAAAGUUCAGAAUCAUUGCCCAGCAAGAGAAAACAUGGAUUCGUGUCAUGUUAAGGUACAACAAUGUCAACCAGGAAGAAGUGAUAGUGGCAAUUCUAGUGCUGUCUACCCAUUAAAAUCUAAUGAUGAUGAGAAUCUUGAUUAUGACAGUAAUGCUAGUUCAUCGAGUUUUGAGUUCCACAAAGGGGAAAGAGUAGCCCAUAGAUCCUUAACACGGUCGCUCUCUAGGCCUACUUCGUAUAAGUGGAAUGAUGCAGAGAAAUGGAUAAUGAGUAAGCAAGCAGGUCAGGCUAAUCACACGAAAAGCCUUAGCAUUAGUACGCAAAAUGGAGGCAGCCUUAUGACAGGAUUGAAUUUGGUUAGGGUGGCUCCAGAGGCUGCUAGCCAUGACUAUCGCUCACAUCCUAGAAUGCCAGAAAUGAAGCGGGUUGAUUUUAGCCAACCUGGAGGUCAAAUUAGGUUGAAUAAGGUCAAUCUUGCUCAUCCUGAAGUGGACUCUGUUCCAGUUCAAUCAAAUGUCCCGAUUGACUUAUAUCCUGAUAGCAAUGAACUGAGAGAAGUUGGCAAUGUGAAGAAUUCAACCCAGGAGGUCCCAGGUAUGCCUGCUAUUAGAGAGAUUUCAAUGAGGGACAUGGGUACAGAAAUGACACCAGUCACAAGUCAAGAGCCUUCUAGGACAGCCACCCCUAAUGGGUCUUUAACCCCGUUUCGCAGUCCCACUUCAUCUAUUCCAUCCACCCCUCGGACUGGGGAACCAACGACUACUCCCUUGGAUUGUACAGCUGAUAGUAAUGUGCACCAUCUAACUGAGAAAGGCGAUAGAGAGUUGUCAGAACAUGAGCUGAAGCUCAAGACAAGGAAAGAAAUUGUAGCACUUGGUGUUCAGCUUGGCAAGGUGAAUAUAGCUGCUUGGGCAAGUAAAGAUGAGAAGGAUAACAGCUCUUUGCCUAUUGCUGAUUCUGAGGAACUUGAACGCAUUGAAUUUGAAAAACGUGCUGCCGCGUGGGAAGAGGCCGAAAAAUCAAAGCAUGCUGCAAGGUAUAAGCGUGAUGAAAUCAAAAUUCAAGUGUGGGAGAGUCAACAGAAAGCAAAACUGGAAGAAGAGUUGAGGAGAAUGGAGGCAAAAGUUGAACGACUAAGAACAACCUCACAGGCAAAGAUGAUGAAAAAGAUUUCUAUAGCCCGUAAAAGAUCCGAAGAAAAACGAGCAGCUGCCGAAAGCCAGAAGAAGCGUCAAUCCGAGAAAACAGCAGCCCGAGUAGAAUACAUUAGGCAAACAGGUAGAACACCACCAUCCGAUUAUACAUGUUGCGGUUUCUUGUGAUAUAAAUUAGAUCAUCAUAAAUUCGACGGAGUGAGAACAGCCCCUUAAUUAUGGUCAUUAGAAUAGAUGACUCGUUGUACUCUUUGUUCCCCUUAAUAAGAAAUGGUGUUUAUUUA